Spinacia oleracea (spinach) is the source of this 5427-nucleotide messenger RNA. RefSeq lists its product as uncharacterized. The coding region runs from base 224 to 5137 and encodes 1637 amino acids. The record is from RefSeq and is a predicted model, not a curated record. The transcript has 12 exons. Gene Ontology annotation, molecular function: histone H3K9 demethylase activity; transcription coregulator activity; chromatin DNA binding. Lineage: Eukaryota; Viridiplantae; Streptophyta; Magnoliopsida; Caryophyllales; Amaranthaceae. Gene Ontology annotation, cellular component: histone deacetylase complex; chromatin. Gene Ontology annotation, biological process: regulation of transcription by RNA polymerase II.
GUAGAAUCAUCAAUUGUCAGAUGAAGAAAACAGAACUCUACAAUCAAGGACAAUCAAAAUGACACUCAAUUUUGACCAAUAAAAUCUAAAGAUUUCCAAAUAAUUAUUCCGUAUUACAAUCACAUUAAUAUUUUUACACAUUUACUUGCUCCUAUAAGAAAGAUUUCACUUUUUUUUCCCUACAGAUUUCACUUUCUUCCUACCGAUUUCGAGGAGAGACGAAAUGGAGAUUCCGGUGCCGGAAUACGGCGAGAGAUGCAAGAGAACGGGAACGCCGAAUUGGAGAUGCCCUGAAAGAGCUCUUCCUGGAAGACCUCAUUGUCAGAAACAUCAUUCUCUCUACGUUUCCCGUCAAAAUCGCCUGAAAAGCAUACCCAUUGAAGAGAGAAAGAAAAAAUCUGGCGCCAGAGAUCGCCGGAGAAAAAGAUCAGGCACCGGAGACGGCGAUGGUGACGGCGAGUCUCUCCCCUCCUCUGCUGUUGAGCCGUAUCGGCCGGUGAUUGACUUUGAUUUUCAGGAAAAUCCGGGUGGGACCGGAAUUGAAUCGGGUUUCGGGAAAAAUGACGGAAUACUCCUUAGUGAACUAGAGGGUGGUGGGAAUGACGGUAUUACCCUUGGUGAAUUGGGUGUGGAUUUUAAGGGAAUGAUUCUUGGUUAUGAGCCUCGGUCUAAUCCGGUUUGGACCGGUGGUGAACCGUGCAUUGUUUCAGAACACGGAACCACUAUCGGAGGCGGAAGUGACGGUCUUUUGGCAACUGAGGUUGAAAUGCUGGGUUUUGGUGGUAUUCCGGCAGAAAGAUUGGGUUGGGUGAGUGAAGUUAAUGAUGCAAAUGACCAUAUUGUCCUUGGUGAACCGGGUGCGGGUGGAGUGGAACUGGAAGUACAAAAUGACUAUAAUAUCCUUGAAGGAGGUAUUGGAGUUGAGAAAAGUAGUGAACCGCAAUUUAUUAGUGAAGUGUUUGAAGAGAGAGAAAGUGAAAAAAACGGGAGAAUUAAGAUGGAAUUGCAGCUGAAUAUGCCAGAAAUGGUAGGGAAUUUGGGGGGAAUUCAAGCUAUAAGUAGUCAAGAAAUGGAGGGUCUUGGACAAAAGAAGAAAAGGGGUCGCCCCAAAGGGUCAAAAAACAAGAAUUCAAACAAGAAAGAGAAAAAAGGUGUUGAAAAUGGAGGAGAAUUAGGAGGUGGCGAUAAUCAGAAGUUUGAGAAUAAGGUUUUUGAUGGAAUUGAUGGUAAUAAGGAGUGCCAAAAUGAGAUUUUGGAUAGAAAUGAUGAAAUUAGGAAGAGGGUUAGGGAAUUGUUUGAGUCCGAUGAUGAACAAGAUGGUUGUUCUGAGGCGAAAAAUGAUGAGGGUUUUGAAGGUCAAGAUAGAAUUCAGGGUUUGGGAAAUGGGGAAAUUCCCAGUGUUGCAGAUGGUGGUGGAAGUGAGAUGGUUAUGCCGAAAAAGAAGCGAGGGCGGCCUAAAGGUGUGAAGAAUAAGCCGAAAAUGGGGAAAAAUGGUGAAGGAGUAGUUAGUGCUAGUGUUGAAGGGUUUGAUAAUGGGGGUAGUGUGAAUGUUGGGAAAGAUGGUGUUGGAGUUAAUGGUAGUGUGUUGGCGGUUGGGAAAGAUGGUGCUGGAGUUAAUGGUGGUGUAUUGGUGGCUGGAAAAGAUGGUGCUGGAGUUAAUGGUGGUGUAUUGGUGGUUGGGAAAGAUGGUGCUGGAGUUAAUGGUGGUGUAUUGGUGGCUGGGAAAGAUGGUGCUGGAGUUAAUGGUGGUGUAUUGGUGGCUGGGAAAGAUGGUGCUGGAGUUAAUGGUAGUGUAUUGGUGGGUGUUAAAGGUAAGAAAAGGCGAAAGAAGGAUGCGACUCUGGUGGAAGGCGGUAGAGGAGAAGCGGAGAAGAAGGUGGUGAAGAAGGUGGAGAAGCGAGGCCGGUGUAAUGGUUUGAAGGCGAAAAGGCAGAAUGUGAUUGUGGUUGGCCUAGCUGCUAAGGUGCAAGAAGAGGUUUUGGAGAAGAAGGUACAGAGUGAGUGCCCUAAAGGGUUGAAAAACAAAGAGGAGGAUGUGGUUUCGGUUCCGGUUGCUGAAGUGGGGGAAGAGGUGGAGAAGAGUGGGCGAGGGCGAGGGCGGCCGAAGAGGGAAAGGGUUUGUGGAGAAGAAGGUCCACAACAGGUGAGUGAGGCAGGUAGUGAAGUAGUGAAGAAUGAGGCUAAUCAUGAUGCUUCAAAGGCAACUGUUAGGGUUGGUUCACGCCUGAGAAAAAAGAAGCGAGGGCGGCCUAGAGGUUUGAAAAAUAAAAGGGUGGUUCUUGUUGAUGGAAUUCUUCAUAAAGUUAUUAGCUCACAACAUGGAGGAGGAGGCUUGGUUGUCCAAAAGGAUGCGAGACCUAUGGAGUUUCUGCGGCGAUGUGGAAAUGAAAAGGUGGAUGAUGGUAAAGGUUCAGCAGUUGUACAGAAGAGACCUCUGAGAAAGGCCUCUAACUACCAGUUGAGAGUGAGAAAUAUGCCUCAGGGUACCAAAGUUUCGAAGAGAAAGAAGAGUUCAAGGUGUCACCAUUGCAGAUGUGAGAAAAAUGCUGUUAUUACUUGCUCAUGUUGCAAAAAGAAACGUUAUUGUUCCCCAUGCCUUUUGAAGUGGUAUCCUGAAAGAACAAGGAAGGAAGUGCAGGAGGCGUGUCCUUUCUGUCGUGGGAAUUGCAAUUGCAAAGCAUGCCUACAGGAGAAGCUAGUUAUGAAGGACAGACAGAAAGACAUAGAUAGAAAGGUCAAGUCAGAAAGGCUUAUGUACUUGAUGUGCAAAAUAAGUCCCAUUCUGAAGCGCAUACAAGAGGAGCAGAGAUCUGAGCUGGAAGUGGAAGCUAGAACACUUGGCAAAACAAUGAAAGAAGAGGAUGUAAUGAAGACUAGUAUCGAUCAAGAUGAUCGCAUAUACUGUGAUAAAUGCAACACGUCCAUUGUAAAUUUCCACAGAAGUUGCCCCAGUUCUCUCUGCUCUUAUGAUCUCUGUCUAUCCUGUUGUCAAGAAUUGAGAUCAGGUUUGAGGUCUGAUGGUCUUGAAGCUGGAUCUUCAUGUCAAUCUACAGGAGGUUCGUUAUCUCAUGGUAUAACGGAAAAUAACCAGAAUAGUGAUGCUGGUAAAAUGGGGGACAGCAAAGUGCCUACUGGUAGCAAUAUCCUACCCUCUACAGUUUGCGGGAACUCGAAUUUGGAGAAUAGCAUUCUUUGUCCUCCCAACGAAUGUGGUGGUUGUGGACUUCACAUACUCGAACUAAAACGCAUUUUCGAACCUAAUUGGGUGAAAACGCUGAUUGAAAGCAUUGAUAAGAUCACUAUUGAUUAUCAUUUGCCAGAGACAGAUUCUAGUCAGGAAUGUCAGAUCUGCCUUCCCACUACUUCAGGCUCUCAAAGAAGUGGCUCUGAAACAAGAAAGGCAGCUUCACGGGAAAAGAUGCGUGAUAAUUUUCUUUACUGUCCGAGUGCUACCAAUAUUGAUGAUCUUCAAGUUGACCACUUUCAAAUGCAUUGGACUCAAGGUGAACCUGUGAUUGUCAGAGAUGUGUUUAAAAAGGGAUCUGGACUGAGUUGGGAGCCAAUGGUGAUGUGGAGGGCCUUCAGAGGAGCCAACAAGAUACUGAAGCAGGAUACACUUAAUGUAAAGGCCAUUGAUUGUUUGGACUGGUGUGAGGUAGAGAUUGAUAUUUAUAAUUUCUUUAAGGGUUACUUGCAUGGUCGGACUCAUAAUACUGGUUGCCCAGAAAUCUUAAAACUAAAGGAUUGGCCUGCUUCAAAUUUAUUCGAAGAAUGCUUGCCAAGGCAUUUUGCUGAGUUUAUUAUGAUGCUUCCAUAUGGAGACUACACUCACCCUGAAUGUGGUAUUCUCAAUCUUGCUACCAAACUUCCAAAUGGUGUUCCAAAGCCAGAUUUGGGACCAAAAACAUACAUUGCUUAUGGUUUUGAAGAAGAGCUUGGCAGGGGUGAUUCUGUGACAAAGCUGCACUGUGAUAUAUCUGAUGCGGUCAAUGUGUUAAUGCACACAACAAAGGUCGAUGUUGGCUCAUAUCAGCAGCUAGGUGUACAAAAGUUGCAAAAGACUUGUGAAGUUGAAAAAGUAUCAGUUUCUGCGGAUAGAUGUGACAAUGAAACUAAAGAAAACUGCGACGUUGCCCUCAACUGUUCUGCUUCUGAACAGUUCCCUUGUGAUGAAACUGCUGCUACAAGCAUUGUCGGCCAUUUUUCAGAAACAUCAGUUUCUCCAGAUAGAAAUGACAAUAAAAAAGAAAACUCUGGUGCGGGCCUGAACUGUGCCAAAGAAAUUCCCUGUGCUGAUGGAGCGAGUGUUUUAAGCGCUGUCGGUCAUUUUUCAGAAACACCACUUUCUGCAAAUAGAUGUGACAAUGAAACUAAAGAAAACUCUGAUGCUGGCCUGAAUUAUUCUGCUGCUAAAGAGAUUCCUUUUGCUGAUGGAGCCAGUGCUGUAAGCACCAUCUUCCAUUUUUCAGAAACACCAGUUUCUGCAGAUAGAUGUGACGAUGAAGCAAAAGAAAACUCUGAUGCUGGCCUGAACUGUUCUGCUGCUAAAGAGUUCCACUUUGCUGACGGGGCUGGUGCUGUAAGAUGUAGUGGUCAUUCUUCGGAGGUUUCAUGCUUUGGUGGAGAGCAUGAUUUAACGUCUGAAAACCCUGAUUUAGAUGAAAAUAAAGCAAGUGAAGGUGCUAUCUGGGAUAUAUUUAGACGAGAAGAUGUCCCGAAACUUGUUGAAUAUCUGAAAAAGCAUCCUCAAGAAUUUUAUCAUAUCAACAAUCUUCCUGUGAAAUCAGUUUUCCAUCCUAUUCAUGACCAGACUUUCUAUCUGACUGAGAUCCAUAAGAAACAGCUGAAGGAAGAGUUCGAUGUUGAACCUUGGACAUUUGAACAACACCUGGGUGAGGCUGUUUUCAUACCUGCUGGGUGCCCACAUCAAGUGAGAAAUAAACUAUCUUGCAUCAAAGUGGCACUCGACUUUGUAUCUCCCGAGAACAUUCAGGAAUGCAUUCGAUUGACAGAAGAGUUUCGCUUGCUCCCUAAGAACCACAGAUCUAAAGAAGACAAAUUGGAGGUGAAAAAGAUGGCGCUGUAUGCAGCAAGUUCUGCUCUCAGCGAAUUCAGGAAAUCGGCAGAUUCUGAAUGAGAUUUUCAUGGGGGAUUUUUUGAGCAAACUGAGCUAUUGCUUAUUCAACCAAUUCAACAAUUCAUCUCAUUGUAUAAUUUUGUUCUUGCAUUGAUUUGGAGAUAAGCAUUUGUUUCGGUUUUAGCAGAAUGAGGAAUAGGUUUCAACAUAGGUGCAAAUUUGUGUAUUCCUCCUAAAAAGUAGGUCUUUUGCGGAUGCUUUUAUUGAGCCAUUGUUGAUUCAACACCAUUGAUAACACUGAAAUUGCUGAUUUUACCAUUGAAAUCAAAAGGUAGGUAGUUGUUUCAAAA